Daphnia magna is the source of this 1774-nucleotide messenger RNA. RefSeq names its product cryptochrome-1. The record is from RefSeq and is a predicted model, not a curated record. Gene Ontology annotation, molecular function: DNA binding; FAD binding. The transcript has 11 exons. Gene Ontology annotation, cellular component: nucleus; cytoplasm. NCBI's taxonomy places the organism in Eukaryota, Metazoa, Arthropoda, Branchiopoda, Diplostraca, Daphniidae. The coding region runs from base 54 to 1628 and encodes 524 amino acids. Gene Ontology annotation, biological process: circadian regulation of gene expression; entrainment of circadian clock by photoperiod.
CCUUAAUACUUACAUGUUUAAAACCAAAGAUUUGUUUUAGUGUAAAAAAUAACAUGAAUAAACCAGUAGUCAUUCAUUGGUUUCGCAAAGGCCUCCGCCUACACGAUAAUCCUGCACUGUUAUCUGCAUUAGAAAAGGUUGGGGAAAGCCAUUAUGAACUGAGACCAGUCUUCAUUCUAGAUCCAUGGUUUGUUAAACAUGCAAGGGUAGGCCCUAAUCGCUGGAGGUUUCUCAUUCAAAGCCUUCAAGAUUUAGAUAACAACUUGAAAAAAAUUGGGUCCCGUCUUUUUGUUGUGAAAGGGUCACCUUUGGAAGGAUUCAAGAAACUCUUUAAGGAGUGGAAUGUUAAAAAAUUGACUUUUGAGGUUGAUAUAGAACCCUAUGCAAAAAUUAGAGACGAAGAAAUAAAACAGCUAGCUGAAAAGCACUCUGUCACCGUAAUUACAAAGGUGUCCCAUACAAUUUAUGAUUUGGAACAGGUUUUCAAAGCAAAUGGUAACAAAGCCCCACUGACCUAUGUAAAGUUCCAGUCUGUGGUAGCCAAAUUUGGGACUCCAGAAAAGGCAUUGGAUGCCCCAGGAAACUUGCCAAAACAGUGCCAGACUUUGCUUUUGUCUGAAGACUAUAAUGUUCCGCUCCUGGAGGAGAUGAGAGUUGACUUGACGGGAUUAGGGAAAGAGCUAUUUCCUGGCGGUGAGAGUGAAGCUCUAAUUAGAUUGAAUAAGUACAUGAACCAACAGGAAUGGGUGUGCAAAUUCAGCAAACCAGAUACAUCACCAAAUAGCAUCGAACCAUCAACCACUGUGUUGAGUCCUUAUCUCAAAUUUGGAUGUUUGUCUUCUCGUCUAAUGUACCAUCGGAUCCAUGAUGUAAUUGCUGGUCGGAAACAUACCAGUCCGCCAACGUCAUUGACGGGUCAGUUGCUCUGGCGAGAGUUUUACUAUACUUGUGGCGCAUAUGUUCCUAAUUUUGACAGAAUGGAGGGAAAUCCGAUCUGCAAGCAAAUUCCGUGGAAAAAGGAUCCAGAAGAUAAACAUUAUCUUGCUUGGAAAGACGGCAAAACAGGAUAUCCAUUCAUAGAUGCCAUCAUGACGCAAUUAAGAACAGAAGGUUGGAUCCACCACUUGGCCAGGCACGCUGUUGCAUGCUUCCUAACACGUGGAGAUUUAUGGGUGUCAUGGGAACUUGGUCAACAGGUUUUUGAAGAGCUGCUAUUAGACGCUGACUGGUCGUUGAACGCUGGGAACUGGAUGUGGCUCUCUGCAUCAGCUUUCUUUCACCAGUACUUCCGCGUUUAUAGCCCAAUAGCCUUUGGCAAAAAGACCGACAAACAUGGCGAUUACAUCAAGAAGUAUCUGCCGGUUUUAAAGAAGUUUCCAUCAGAAUACAUUUAUGAACCCUGGAAAGCGCCUUUAAGUGUCCAGCAAAAGGCCGGAUGCAUUAUUGGGAAAGACUAUCCGAAGCGAAUAGUAGAACAUGAAAUUGCCGUAAAAGAGAAUUUAGCCAAGAUGAAGGAAGCCUAUCAAGGCAAUAAAGAAGAAGGGCCUGAAAAUGAAAUUGCCAAACGAAAAAAAGCGCCUUCUAAGGACUCUUCACCAAAGAUAACGAAAUUUUUGAAAAAGAAAUAACUUGUACCCAAACACAAACAGCAACCUUUAGAUCUAAAAAAGUGCAAUUAUAAAAUUUUACAAGUGCAGAUGUCAUUCUUUCUUUUCAUGAAAUUCAUUGUAAAUGGAUCCGCACGUUCUUGCAUUAAAUCACGAUAUCAAAAUUU